This is a messenger RNA of Aspergillus costaricaensis CBS 115574, 411 nucleotides long. RefSeq lists its product as uncharacterized. The transcript is spliced from 5 exons. Bases 1 to 411 code for a protein of 136 amino acids. The record is from RefSeq and is a predicted model, not a curated record. NCBI's taxonomy places the organism in Eukaryota, Fungi, Ascomycota, Eurotiomycetes, Eurotiales, Aspergillaceae.
AUGACGGGAAGCGCGUGUCGCUGGCGAAAGAAAACCGGUUCCAGUUUGGUGGGUGUGAGAUCUGCCAAUCAUGACAGCCAGUUGCGAGGUGCCAAAAGUCCCGCGCUGAAUCGGCCUGCCGGGAACGCCAUCCCUGAAAUAUUGGCUGCCCCAGCACUAGCGAACCUCGAUGAUCAUCAACCCGCUCAAGAGGACGACUGGUGGGGAUUGAGUAGUAGUGUAACCUUGGAGUCAGUUCGCACGAACCUCAAGCUUCCUCAGUUUCGUAGUUCUCUCGGUUGUGGAGUUCAAUCAAAUUAUCGAUGCGCCACCGGGUGUCCUUGUGAGUGGCCCGCUCCGAACAAAGCCCUGGGCCAGCUGCCACAGCCCCGACGGAGUGGUCGAUCUACAGAUAGUAUUAGUCAGGAAUAA